AACGCUUGCUGCCGCGUUCAACAAUGUUAUCCCGAGUUCUUUUUGUUGUUGGUUUUUUAGCUUCCUUUCAAUGUUUUUCGUUAAACGGUGACGAUGUUAAAAUGCUUGAUAGAAGCUAUCCACAACACUGCACAGACGUUAACAAGACACACCAUAGGGACUCCUUUUACGUAAUACAACCCGAAUUUGCUGAUCGACCCUUCCAAGUUAAAUGCGACUUGGAACAUGAUGGAGGGGGUUGGACUGUCAUUAUGAACAGAGAUCCGAAAGGCUCAAGUUUUGCCAGAGAUUGGGACAGCUUCGAGUUCGGUUUUGGCGAUCUGAGAAAGGAGUUUUGGUUAGGAUUAGAAAAUAUUUACCAGUUAGCAGGCUAUAGUAUGAACGAGCUCCACAUCGAACUCGUCGACCAGGGGCACGUCACGAAAUACAUCCGUUACCAGAACUUCAUGAUCGGCAAUAGAGCGAGCUAUUAUGAUUUACAUAUGUUAACUGGGUACAAUGAGGGUGAUGGUAACCCUUCGGACCCCAUGAAAUUUUAUAUUGGAAUGAAAUUUGGCACGGAGGAUAAACACGAACUCGAAUGCGAAGAUUAUGUUGAAAAAUGGGGAUGGUGGGGCCCAGGCUGCGGUCCCGACAGCCUUACGGGGAACUGCAUAGGUUUGUCGACUAGCACGGUAACCUGCUCCCUGGCGGUGACGAUGAAGAUCAGACCGUCCCCAUCUAAGGAAUCUUAAAAAACAAUAACGUACUUUUAAAAAAUACAAAGAACGGUGGUGCGUAUCAAUACGGUAUAUUGUAUCUGGAAAAAAAACUUCAACAAGUUCGCGCCGUCUACCUUCAUCUUGGUAGAGAAAACACGUUUAUAUGUCGGACGCAUUAAACGUUUGUUUUGCCUACGUCGCAUACAUUUACAUUCGGUUGUCCAGAUACAUUUACUUUUGGAGUUGAUUCUCAGGGUAUUAUACACGUUUAUUUUUUUGUAUUUGAUACAUAGAUACGUUUAAAGUAAUUUUAUUUGUUUUUAUUGUUAAACUUUCAUAUGUAGCGAAUUGUUGUUUGUGGUGUAUAGUAGUUAAA
Messenger RNA from Zophobas morio, 1077 nucleotides. RefSeq names its product angiopoietin-related protein 2-like. The transcript is spliced from 2 exons. Lineage: Eukaryota; Metazoa; Arthropoda; Insecta; Coleoptera; Tenebrionidae. The coding region runs from base 24 to 734 and encodes 236 amino acids. The record is from RefSeq and is a predicted model, not a curated record.